AUGCACUGUGACGUAGAAACAUCAACCAAAAGAUUCGCAUUUGGGAAAAGUUUGUGAGUUUAGAGCCUUUCAACAAGACGUUUAAGAUGUCAUCUCCGUCGGAUUCCUCUUCCUGCACAUCUGAAAGUGAUCUAAAAGUUUUACAGUUGACGAAGAGAUGGGGGAAUUGUCUGAAUUUGCGCCGUACGACGACAGUUGCGAACCCCUUGCUACCGAGGAAGAAGCCGCGGACUACAACGAAAGAGUUCAUCGCGAAGAAGAAGAGGAACAACAGUUUCAACGAAGAUAUUCGGGAGAGGUGCCAGCGAAUGAAUGGUAUGGUAUUAUCAUGGAAUGUAGAUUUAUAUUUUUAUUUUCCAAUUUCAACAUACCCGUCGUUGACGUCGUUAAAUCGUGCGCGUGACGAAAGCGACUGUGUGUUUUGUUUAAGUUUACAAUUUCGUUGCUAUGUGAUUAGCUGUAGUCCUGACUUUAUGCGAUAGUUUUAUUGAAGAGGUCAGACAAUUAAUAAUUUUAUACAGACGUAUUUUUCUUGUGUUUGACGAAUUUUUUACAUUAUUUUGCAGGUGUUCGUGCUCGAACUGCUCUGUCAGCCUUGUUACAAAAGCGCAGGAGUGCAUUUGCUGCAAAGAGAUCGAUCGCUGCGAAGAGGUCAUGGAAGAAGCCAUUGGAGACCGGACCGUAUGCAUAACCCUCCAUCCAGGGUUUGAAAGCGUCCGCUUAAACCGCCACGUAUUAGAAGUGGCUGCACUGGGCCUAAAAACGCGAGCUGGAAAGUCGUACACAACUGUUCGUGGGCAAAGCAACAAAAGUGAUAAUGAGUAAGUUGGGGUAUUGUUGACUUUGUAUCGGAACGAUCGAACCUUACAUAGCAUUGAAUAAUUGAUACAUCUAACCUUAUCGCCGUGGACUGAUCUCAUAGAAUCACAUUUUUUAUUUUCUAAAUGGCUUUAUUGCCCCAACUGCUUAUUUUUAAAAGGAGUAUUUAUUUAUCUCCAUCCAAUCCCUCCUUGAAUUAACAGUGAUCUCAUUUCUAUAACUAGAUUCCUGAGGUCUGUGACCUAUCGCCAAUUUACAAGACUGCUGUGGAGUUAUAUUGGUGGUUCCAGGCGAUACCCCUUGCCCUGUUGUGCCUACAAUAAAAUCAGGAAACAAUUUCCAAGUCAAAAUGGCCAUUAUCGUGGAUUCGAAGAUGAAGAAAAUGAAUAA
This is a messenger RNA of Porites lobata, 1209 nucleotides long. NCBI's taxonomy places the organism in Eukaryota, Metazoa, Cnidaria, Anthozoa, Scleractinia, Poritidae. The record is from the annotation of a GenBank genome assembly.